Molecule: messenger RNA, 717 nt
Organism: Brassica napus (rape)
Lineage: Eukaryota; Viridiplantae; Streptophyta; Magnoliopsida; Brassicales; Brassicaceae
Exons: 3
Coding region: 142-519 (125 amino acids)
Biological process (GO): translation
Cellular component (GO): ribosome
Molecular function (GO): structural constituent of ribosome
Source: RefSeq, a predicted model, not a curated record
UUACGCAAUUCGGGAUAUUAUUUUGAGUAGGAAAAAUAGACUUAGUCUAACACCCAAACACUCCCCAAACCAUUUCACAAAACCCAAGCAGGUCGGUGGUCCCCUUUCAAUCUCUCCGGAGGUUUAUCGAAAGAGACGAGAAUGCAGAGGUUUUGCACUAAGCUGCGUUCCAUCUCCCUCCACUCAAAUCGGAAUCUCUCUUUCACCAGUGUUCCCCACCGUCUGAUCCACCAUUCUCGGAGUCCUCAGUCAACCCUAGGUUUCGCCACGACGAGUAAGAAGAAGUGGAGACCUAGGACUCCAAUCACAUCCAAAGUCAAGAAAGUCAAGAUCAAGUUUUACUCGUCAUACAAAGACAGGUUUAGACCACUGAAUGAUGGUACCAUCCGUCGUUGGAAAGAAGGCAAGCGCCACAACGCCCACUUGAAGUCAAAGAAAUCAAAACGUAGACUGAGACAGCCUGGACUAGUACCACCAGCAUAUGCCAAAGUCAUGAAGAAACUCAAUUUCUGCAAUUGAGAGAUUGAGAAAGAAACUGUUCAAUCUCUUCCAACUUUCCAGAUAAUUAAUGAGCUGGUACUCAAAAGGUUUAACCAAACCUUAGUUCUUUUUUUUUCGUGUUUCAGUUUUAACCUUAUCACAAAGUAAUAAAUUGUCACAAAGUAAUAAAAUUUUAUCAAAUAAACCAUAUCCUCCGUACUGACUAGGGGACUAUUA